CUCCCUUCCUGUGGAUGGUGUAUCUCUCUCGCAGUCUGUUGGAGCUGCACACACGGAUUAGGGGGUUGCUGAGAGUGUCUGCUCAAAGCCAGUGGACAGAAAACAGAGAAUCUCUAGGAAAAGGAUAGGUUUGCACAACUGGGUAGGUGUUCUGCACUCACUUUUAUUCAGCCUCUACGUCUCAUCCCAUUCGAGCUGUAGGAUCACUGAGCCUUCACCUGGGAGAGGACAGAUUAACCAAAGGAUCAUUGUACCCUGGACCUGAAUACGGGGAGCCAUGUGAGCAGCACCCCUCCACCGACUUCACACAACAGAACUGCCCCACAGCCGGCACUCUGAUUUGGGAAGCACAGCCAGGAUUUUGCCCCUCUUCUUGGAAAGUCUACUUAUAGGACUCGUGUGGGGGGGACCCUCCAGGCUCAACGUACCUCAGCGGAGGACACUCAUCUCGGGGUCAGGCUGUGAGUGCCCCCCUGGUCUGGAGGCCAGCCAGCAGCACUCCAGCACCAUGGAUUACCUGCUUGGGACUGUAGUGCUGCUGUGUAUUGCAGUGCAGCUUGGGAGAGGAGUUGAGCCCAAGCACAAUGUACCAAGACUAAAGCUGUCAUACAAGGAGAUGUUAGAGUCCAGUAAUCUUGUGACCUUCGACGGCUUGGCCAACAGUUCAAGCUAUGACACAUUUCUAUUGGACGAGGAGCGGGGGAGGCUACUGGUUGGAGCAGAGGACCAUGUCUUCUCAUUUGACCUCGUUAAUAUCAACAGGGAACACAAACAGCUUGCGUGGCCGGCCACCCCUUCCAAGAGGGAUGAAUGCAAAUGGGCAGGAAAAGAUCUGGGGAAAGAAUGUUCUAACUUCAUCCGAGUCCUUCAACCAUACAACCAGACCCAUUUGUACAUCUGUGGCACGGGAGCCUUCCACCCCAUCUGUGCUUAUCUGGAAAUGGGCAAGAGGGCCGAGGACAACGUUUUCCGACUGGCCUCACUAUUUGAGAACGGCCGCGGCAAAAGCCCCUAUGACCCUAAAAUGCUCUCUGCGUCCCUUCUGAUUGAUGGAGAGCUGUAUUCUGGAACAUCUGCUGAUUUCAUGGGAAGGGAUUUUGCCAUUUUUCGUACGCUCGGGGAUCAUCACCCAAUCAGAACCGAACAGCAUGAUUCAAGAUGGCUGAACGAUCCUAGAUUUGUAAGCGUGCACUUGAUCCCUGAAAGUGACAACCCUGAAGACGACAAGCUCUUCCUGUUUUUCAAAGAGAAUGCCAUGGAUGGAGAACACACUGGGAAAGCCACCAUUGCCAGGAUAGGACAACUGUGUAAGAAUGACAUGGGAGGCCACAGGAGCCUGGUGAACAAGUGGACCACUUUCCUGAAGGCCCGACUCAUCUGUUCCGUCCCUGGGGUCAAUGGCAUUGACACACACUUUGAUGAACUACAGGACGUGUUUCUCAUGAGCUCCAAGGACCCAAAGAAUCCAGUCAUUUAUGCUGUGUUCACCACGUCCAGUAACAUAUUUAAAGGCUCAGCCGUUUGUAUGUAUAAUAUGGCAGACAUCAGGAGGGUUUUCCUGGGCCCCUAUGCCCACAGGGAUGGACCUAACUACCAGUGGGUACCAUUCCAAGGGAGGGUGCCCUACCCUCGCCCUGGCACUUGCCCCAGCAAGACCUUUGGAGGUUUUGACUCUACCAAAGACCUUCCUGAUGAUGUCAUCACCUUUGCCAGGGGCCACCCUGCCAUGUACAACCCAGUGCACCCAAUCGGGGGACGACCUAUCAUGGUCCGAACAGAUGCAGACUACCAGUUCUCCCAGCUGGUGGUGGACAGAGUGGAGGCCGAGGAUGGGCAGUACGAUGUCAUGUUUAUUGGCACAGAUGUAGGAACUGUUCUAAAAGUGGUAACCAUCCCCAGAGAAAGCUGGCAUGACUUGGAGGAGGUUGUGUUGGAGGAGAUGACUGUCUUUAGAGAGCCUACUACCAUUACUGCCAUGGAGCUGUCCACUAAGCAGCAACAGCUGUACCUUGGAUCAGCCCUGGGUGUAUCGCAGAUGUCUUUGCAUCGUUGUGAGGUGUAUGGGAAAGCCUGUGCCGAGUGCUGCCUGGCCAGAGACCCUUAUUGCGCCUGGGAUGGUGCAGAGUGCUCAAGAUACUUUCCUACAGCCAAGAGGAGAACCAGGCGACAAGACAUCAGAAAUGGGGAUCCUCUCUCUCAGUGCUCAGACCUUCAGCAUCACGAUGACGCAGACGGAUUUGGAGGCAGCGUGGAGGAUAGGAACGUGUUUGGUGUGGAGAACAGCAGCAUGUUUCUGGAGUGUAGCCCCAAGUCUCAGAGAGCGCUCAUCUACUGGCAGCUGCAGAAGCCCAACGAUGAUCGGAAGCAGGAGAUCAAGAUGGAUGACAGAGUGGUGCGUACAGACCAGGGUCUGCUGAUCCGCAGCCUGGCUCAGACUGACACAGGAAUCUACCACUGCCAGGCGGUCGAACACGGCUUCAUUCAGCCUCUACUGCGACUCAACCUGCAGGUCAUCCCCACCAACAAGCUGGGUGACAUUUUGCCUGGAUUUCCCGGUACAGGAGGGGCUAUGGGCCACUCGGCUAAGCACAGGGUGUGGUACCGAGAUUUCCUGUCUCUCUUAGACCAUCCUGAGCUGAACAGUGUGGAGGAAUUUUGUGACAGAGUUUGGAAGAAAGAGCGCAAACAGAAAAAGGCAAAAGCUCCCAACGGCAAUGGUCAGGGUGGUGCUGCCAAGUCUGUGCUACGGCCUAAAUCUUCAGCUCCAACUGCUCAGAAGCAGCAAGCUAAUCCACCACACGGCAGACCAUGGCCACAGAGUGGAGCUCCAAAAACAGAAGAUCCAACACGGAGUCUGAAUUCCCCCAAAAGUCGACAAAAUCUGGGGGUGUUAAACGGUCAGGCCAUUAAAAGCAACCAGAAGACUCAAACAGCACAAAAGGGGCAGAGUGGCCUGGUUGGUUCGCAGGUGGUCGGGGCGUCUCGGGCGAGCAGCCAGCAUGCAGCCAAGUGGAAACGGAUGCAGGAAAAUAAGAAGGGACGCAACAGGAGGACCCAUGAGCUUCAAAGACCACCGCGCAGUGUCUGAGGACAGAACAGACUGCUGAGAUGCACGCAUUCAGCCCGAUCUACACACAUUACAAGCACAAUGGCACGCAUCUACAUGAACACGUUGUAUAAGUUGUGACCUCAACAAAACCAUCUCACACUUUUGUCAACUAUAUCUGCAAGAAAGUAUGUGAACCGCAACAAAUAAAGCCUCAUUCAAGGACAAACGUUUUAGAAAGACGAGCAGAGGACUUAAAGACUGGAUUGUUUACUGUAAAUGUGUGAGGAAACGGCUGACCCCCAGACAGUUUCAACCUCCUGUACAUAAGCUAUGAAAAAUGAGACCAGGACAGAAACAUGUGGAGUGGACAGUGGCAAGCCCGCGGAGUUUCUCUGCAAUCUGCUGCAGCUUCUGACCUGAGCAUGUGGACUCACGUACGUGGAAAUUUAUUAAAACUCUUAUAAUGAAUAACUUUUAAAAAGAGGAAAGAUCAGCUGGUCUUUCAUGACAGACAACAGCACCCCUGAAGGUGGAAAGAGAAGGGUUCAUCUCAACAUGUGCACAACUUUCCCCAUUUGUUUUGAGACAAAUGAAAGAAAUAAAGAAUAAAUAAAUCAUGCAAAGAUACUCCAAUGUGCAGACCGAGUGCUCCAUCAUGACCUUCUCUGCUGCAGCUGGGAAAGCAUUGUGCAUGUUGUCAGUGUUUCACAAAGCUAAUUUUUUUUUUACAUCCUAACUAUAUCAAAAACAGUGUUUUUUUAUUUUAUUUACUUUACUUUCCAACCCUAUGUUUAUGUUUUGAGGGCGAAGUUUCACACCAGCCUUCCCUGUGCAUAAUCCCUUCUGCUCCCAACAUCUUCAGAGUAACUUAUUAUGUUGAGACUGUAUUUCUGCCACUGGGCCACAAAUCCCAGUGAAAGGCUAUGGAAAAAAUACAGUCUGAGAUGAGGCUGUCAAGUUUUGUGUACAUAUAUACAGCAAACCAAAAUCUCUGUGUAUAUACAGUACAAAUACAGUACAAGAGCACCACUUGAAUAUUAUUUAUUGUUCGUUGUUUUGUGAAAGGGUUGCAUUUAUUUUUGAUAUUUUGGUAUAUUAUGCUCAUCAGUCUAUUGGAGAAACAACAGCAACAAAAUCACAUUAACAGACCGACUGUUUAAAAUUUUGGGAUUCCAAUAAUCACAUUUUUGACAACGAUAAGCACAAUUUUGUCUUUCAUUUUGUCCGCCUUCCCCCUCCAGAUCUUGCUAACAUGUCUUCAUUUCACCAAGUAGCUAAUAUGUGUGUGAAAUAAUUCUCCAAACUGGUAUAAAAAAAAAGAAGAAAAAAAUGCAUUAGCUGUGAAUCUCUGUAUGAAAUAGUGGAGAAUAAUUUUAAAUCUAGUCUGAGGAGAAGACAUGGUAUACUGCAUGUGAAUGCUACCUACGGUAAGUGCAUCUUUUCUAUUGUCUUUUAAGUGUUUUUUGUGUGAGAGGUUAAGAUUCCCUUAAUUAAAACUGUGUGAAUUACUUUUUUGUCUUUUUGCCAAAACCGCUAUAUUGAUAUUCUGGCCAAAGCUGUUUUAGAUCCAAGCUCCUUAAAUCUUUCAUUCAAAGAUGCCCCCCCCCCCCCCCCCCCAACACUUGAUAUGAGUAAAGUGUCAAAGCAAUAAAGUGCACAGUAUUCUGUACCAACUCCCACAGCUCUCUCUCUCUGUCUCUCUCUCUCUCUCUGUCUCUCUCUCUCUCUCUCUCUCUCUCUCUCUCUCUCUCUCUCUCUCUCUCUCUCUCUCUCCUCUCUCUCCCUCUCUCUCUCCCUCUCUCUCCCUCAGAGUUCCAAACAGGAUGUAGUUGAGAGUUGCUGCUGCUGUACCACAUCUUUCUGGCAUGCAUUCGGUUGUCUAAAUAAACAUCUCCGUUACAAUGAA
This is a messenger RNA of Nothobranchius furzeri (turquoise killifish), 4955 nucleotides long. It is a transcript of the gene sema3aa, whose product is annotated as sema domain, immunoglobulin domain (Ig), short basic domain, secreted, (semaphorin) 3Aa. Gene Ontology annotation, biological process: negative chemotaxis; semaphorin-plexin signaling pathway; positive regulation of neuron migration. Gene Ontology annotation, cellular component: plasma membrane; glutamatergic synapse; axon. NCBI's taxonomy places the organism in Eukaryota, Metazoa, Chordata, Actinopteri, Cyprinodontiformes, Nothobranchiidae. The record is from RefSeq and is a predicted model, not a curated record. Gene Ontology annotation, molecular function: chemorepellent activity; semaphorin receptor binding; neuropilin binding.